AUGAAUGUCGAUAAGGAAGUGGAAGAGCUGAAGACGGAGAUCAAACGUCUCGGCAAAAAGGAAGCUGACGGAACUUACAAGGUCACAUUCGGCACGCUGUUCAACGACGACCGGUGCGCCAACCUCUUUGAAGCCCUGGUCGGGACACUGAGGGCGGCCAAGAAGAGAAAGGUCGUCAAGUACGACUCGGAGAUGCUCCUGCAGGGCGUUCACGACGACGUCGAGAUCACGCUGCUUCAGGCCUGA
This is a messenger RNA of Klebsormidium nitens, 246 nucleotides long. The record is from the annotation of a GenBank genome assembly. NCBI's taxonomy places the organism in Eukaryota, Viridiplantae, Streptophyta, Klebsormidiophyceae, Klebsormidiales, Klebsormidiaceae.